This is a messenger RNA of Nannospalax galili (Upper Galilee mountains blind mole rat), 1726 nucleotides long. It is a transcript of the gene P2rx3, whose product is annotated as purinergic receptor P2X 3. Gene Ontology annotation, cellular component: plasma membrane; nuclear inner membrane. NCBI's taxonomy places the organism in Eukaryota, Metazoa, Chordata, Mammalia, Rodentia, Spalacidae. The coding region runs from base 506 to 1699 and encodes 397 amino acids. The record is from RefSeq and is a predicted model, not a curated record. Gene Ontology annotation, molecular function: ATP binding; extracellularly ATP-gated monoatomic cation channel activity; purinergic nucleotide receptor activity. Gene Ontology annotation, biological process: monoatomic cation transmembrane transport; response to ATP. The transcript has 12 exons.
AUUAGGUAGAAUUAGACACCCAUGAGUGAAGGGGUCCUCCGUUCAGGCAGACAAUGGGGCAUUCCAAGGGGCUUUACAGAAAGUAUGAAGCAGCCAGUGAGCUGUGGAAGAGAUGCAGCAUAAGAACAGAACAGAAGCAGUAGACAGAGUGCAGAUAAAACAUGAGUCCCAGAGGACCCUGGCCAGCUGCAUCCCAGGCAAUCAGGAGCCCAGGAUUGGAGACCCCACCCCUGCUGUGACAUCACAGGUGAGUGGGGUGGAGACAAAUAAAAAAGGGGUCCCCCGCCCUGGCCCCAGACUGUUGGUGGUUGGCAGCCAGAGUGUCAAGAGCAGAGAGAGGCCAGGCGCUGGGCUACAGUUGUCUGACUCACAGAAACAGUCUCCAUUCCUCAAGCCCCUCUAAGCUGCCCCCUUCCAAGCCUUGACCUCUGCCUCCCUGUCCUGAGACCCUCUCUCCUUGGGCUGUCAUCAACCCUUCUGAGGGGCCUGAGAGCACUUUCUCAGUAUGAACUGUAUAUCAGACUUCUUCACCUACGAGACUACCAAGUCGGUGGUUGUGAAGAGCUGGACCAUUGGGAUCAUCAACCGAGCCGUUCAGCUGCUGAUCAUCUCCUACUUUGUAGGGUGGGUUUUCUUACAUGAAAAGGCCUACCAAGUACGGGACACUGCCAUCGAGUCCUCGGUAGUUACAAAGGUGAAAGGCUUUGGACGCUAUGCCAACAGAGUCAUGGAUGUAUCCGAUUAUGUGACCCCACCCCAGGGUACCUCUGUCUUUGUCAUCAUCACCAAAAUGAUUGUUACUGAAAACCAGGUGCAAGGAUUCUGCCCAGAGAAUGAGGAGAAGUACCACUGCGUGUCUGACAGCCAGUGUGGGCCUGAGCGCUUUCCGGGUGGGGGGAUCCUAACUGGCCGCUGCGUGAACUAUAGCUCUGUGCUCCGAACCUGUGAGAUCCAGGGCUGGUGCCCCACCGAGGUGGACACUGUGGAGAUGCCUGUCAUGAUGGAAGCUGAGAACUUCACUAUUUUCAUCAAAAACAGCAUCCGUUUCCCCCUCUUCAACUUUGAGAAGGGAAACCUCUUGCCCAACCUGACAGCCAGGGACAUGAAGACGUGCCGCUUCCACCCUGAAAAGGCCCCAUUUUGCCCCAUCUUGAGGGUAGGGGACGUGGUUAAGUUUGCCGGCCAGGAUUUUGCCAAGCUGGCCCGCACGGGUGGAGUUCUGGGCAUUAAGAUCGGCUGGGUGUGUGAUUUGGACAAAGCCUGGGACCAGUGCAUCCCCAAGUACUCCUUCACUCGGUUGGAUGGGGUUUCUGAGAAGAGCAGCAUCUCCCCUGGUUACAAUUUCAGGUUUGCUAAAUACUACAAAAUGGAGAAUGGCAGCGAGUACCGAACACUCCUGAAGGCUUUUGGCAUCCGCUUUGACGUGCUGGUGUACGGGAAUGCCGGCAAGUUCAACAUCAUCCCCACCAUCAUCAGCUCUGUGGCAGCCUUCACAUCUGUAGGAGUGGGGACUGUUCUCUGUGACAUCAUCCUGCUCAAUUUCCUCAAAGGGGCUGACCACUACAAAGCCAGAAAGUUUGAGGAGGUGAAUGAAACGACCCUGAAGGGGGCUGCCUCGGUCAACCCAGUAUUCCCCAGUGACCAGGCCACCGUGGAGAAGCAGUCCACAGACUCAGGAGCCUACUCCAUCGGCCACUAGGGCCUCUUUUCAGGACCCCAUGCUCAC